Messenger RNA from Carcharodon carcharias (great white shark), 5265 nucleotides. RefSeq names its product ATP-binding cassette sub-family D member 2-like. The record is from RefSeq and is a predicted model, not a curated record. Gene Ontology annotation, biological process: very long-chain fatty acid catabolic process; fatty acid beta-oxidation; long-chain fatty acid import into peroxisome. The transcript has 10 exons. Bases 240 to 2447 code for a protein of 735 amino acids. Lineage: Eukaryota; Metazoa; Chordata; Chondrichthyes; Lamniformes; Lamnidae. Gene Ontology annotation, molecular function: long-chain fatty acid transmembrane transporter activity; ATP hydrolysis activity; ABC-type transporter activity. Gene Ontology annotation, cellular component: peroxisomal membrane.
GCGUUCACGUUGAAUAAUGCAUGGGGCGCGCACCCCGGGGGCCGGACGCGAUCCCGUUGAAUGACGGAGGCGAACGCGGUGCCGCAGCGCCUGUGAGCGGCUGUCAGUGCGGAUCAGAUGGGAGCUGCACUGGGCGCUCUGCACCAUGACACUCGGUAACCUUUCGCCCUCCGUCAUCGCCGUUUCCAUCCCCGCCACUUUAUUCCGCCUGCGCCCGCUGGACAACUGAGAAGGCGCAGAUGUCCCAUUUGCUGCAUGUCGCGGCCGGGGUGAAAUGGACCAAGUCCAGGGCCACCCGGAGAGCCGUCUGCCUGCUCGUCGCCGCUUACGGUGUCAGGAGGUUGUAUCCGCUCCUCUAUCAGCAGCUCCACGGGAAACCGCAGCCUAAAACCCCGACACCCCGGCACACACGAAGCCACUGCCCUCCCAAGAAAUCUCCAGCUGUCGACGCCGAUUUUUGGCAGCAGCUCAUUGGUCUGGGGAAAAUCCUCUUCCCGAAGCUGGUCACCAAGGAGCUGGGCUUGCUCUGCCUGCACUCGGUGGCUUUGAUUUCCAGGACGUUCCUCUCCAUUUACGUGGCCGGGCUGGACGGGAAGAUCGUGAAGACAAUCGUCGAGAAGAAACCCAGGAGCUUUGUGCUGAAACUGGUCAAAUGGCUUCUGGUGGCCAUCCCGGCCACGUUUGUCAACAGCAUGAUCCGCUACCUGGAAUGCAAGCUGGCUCUGGCAUUUCGCACUCGGCUCGUAGAUCACGCAUAUCAAACCUACUUCACCGAUCAGACUUACUACAAGGUUAGCAACAUGGACGGGAGGUUGGAGAACCCGGACCAGUCGCUGACAGAAGAUAUCAUGAUGUUCGCUCAGUCUAUCGCACACUUGUAUUCCAACCUGACCAAACCCAUCUUGGACGUGAUGCUGACUUCCUACACCCUGAUCCAGACCGCGACUUCGCGAGGAGCAAACCCCACGGGACCCACGCUUUUAGCGGGGCUUGUCGUGUAUGCAACAGCCAGGGUGUUACGAGCCUUCUCUCCAAGGUUUGGUAAGCUGGUGGCCGAAGAAGCCCAGAGGAAGGGAUACUUGAGAUACAUCCAUUCACGUAUUAUAGCCAAUGCAGAAGAAAUUGCUUUUUACAGGGGACACAGGGUGGAAAUGAACCAGCUACAGAAAAGUUACAAGUCACUUGCUGCCCAGAUGAAUCUUAUUUUAUCCAAAAGACUUUGGUACAUUAUGUUGGAGCAGUUUCUAAUGAAGUAUGUGUGGAGUGGGAGUGGAUUAGUGAUGGUAGCAGUACCCAUCAUCACGGCAACAGGUUUUGCAGACAAUGGUAAUGAAGCAAAUUUUCAGCAAUCAAUUAAAAACUUGCAAGUAAGUUUGGUCAGUGAACGAACUGAAGCUUUUACCACAGCGCGCAAUCUGCUGGCUGCUGGAGCUGAUGCGAUUGAAAGAAUUAUGUCUUCAUACAAAGAGAUCACUGAAUUGGCAGGCUACACAGCUCGAGUGCACAACUUAUUUUCCGUUUUUGAUGAAGUUCAGAGGGGAAUAUAUAAGAGGUCCACAAUCAAUCAGGAAAUUGAAACUGACUGCAACAAAGUGACUAAACGUGGCUUACGCAUUGAAGGCCCCUUGGAACAAAAAGGACAAGUUAUCGAUGUUGAUGUGGGAAUUGUAUGUGAAAAUGUUCCAAUUAUUACCCCAAAUGGAGAGGUUGUUAUUUCUAGCUUAAACUUCAAGGUUGAUGAAGGCAUGCAUCUCCUUAUUACUGGUCCAAAUGGCUGUGGAAAAAGUUCUUUAUUCAGGAUAUUGAGUGGUCUGUGGCCUGUGUAUGGAGGGGUACUGUACAAACCACCUCCUCAGCACAUGUUCUAUAUUCCACAGAGGCCUUACAUGUCUGUUGGAACUUUAAGAGAUCAGGUUAUCUAUCCGGACUCAGUGGAAGACAUGAGCGAGAAAGAGUACACAGAUCUGGACCUGGAGCAUAUCCUAGACAUUGUUCACCUGAAUCAAAUAGUGCAGAGAGAGGGAGGAUGGGAUGCAGUUACCGAUUGGAAGGAUGUCCUAUCUGGGGGUGAGAAACAAAGAAUGGGCAUGGCACGAAUGUUUUAUCAUAAACCAAAAUAUGCAUUGCUAGAUGAAUGCACAAGUGCUGUAAGCAUUGAUGUUGAAGGCAAGAUAUUUCAAACAGCAAAGGAUUCUGGGAUCUCAUUGCUUUCCAUUACUCACAGGCCAUCUCUGUGGAAAUACCACACACACUUGUUACAGUUUGAUGGGGAGGGUGGUUGGCGAUUUGAACAAUUGGACACUGCUACUCGACUUUCACUGUCUGAAGAAAAGCAGAGACUUGAGUCUCAACUGGCUGGAGUCCCUCAAAUGCAACAACGACUGAAUGAACUGUGCAGGGUUUUGGGAGAAGACUCUGUGCUAAGAACCACUGGAAUUGAAGAGUAACGAAACUGAUGAUGAAUGUGAAUAACAUGGCAAGAAGAUCUACAAAGGAAUUGCAUGAGACAAACAAAAUAAAUAAAAAAAUAAAUUCCUAUUUAUUAAGAUCAUUAACUAGCUUCUUCUAGAAUGAUAAAAUUUAAUUUUUACAUAAAUCAUCUUAUCAUUCCUUUAGAAUACAGUGAAAUUGUGUUAACUUUUUUUUACAGGUUUACAUUAGUGAAAGAUUAGCAUUUAGACAUUAUUUUGAAAGCAUUUUCAAAAAAUAUUAUGGAUAUUAAGAGGAAACUAGAAUUUACACUUUGCAAGGAAUUGGUUCCUAUUCUUUAAAUGUAAUUAAAGGCUCUGCCCAAAUUGAAAAGUUGAAAGAGCCUUAUUUUGUUUUAAUAAAAAUGUCUCAACAGGCAUCAUCUAGUACAGCGAGUGGCCAGCCUAGAUUUUGACAAGGAUGAUGCCGCACCAUCAUCAUCUUCAGCACUUUGCCCAGGAAGUUCCUUUGCAACAACCACAAACAGUAUUUUAUUUUAAUUAUAAGAACCCAUUGUUUGAGAAGUGGGUGGAUAGGGAGCAGUUCUUAAAUAUACCCUUUUUUAAAAAAUGGAAUAGGAAUGGAUCUCAACACUGUAAGAUCUAGAGUUCUAACCAUGCUUUAGCAGGAAAUGUUAAUUCCAUAUUUGCUACUACUACAGAACUCCAUUAAACACUAUUUCUGCAUUUCUUGCAGCUCCCAAUUACUAAUUAUUGCUUACUGAUUCUGGUUUUUCAAGAUAAUGACUGUUUACCUUAGAUAUCAAUAAGUACUACAGUAUCAGUUUAUAUAAAAUGUAGACCUUUUGCUACAACAAAGGAAGUAUUAUUUGUAUUUAUUGUAUCUGCAUUUUACCACUGAAUAGUCUAAUAACAAGUUCUAAAAAAAAACCUGAGUUCACUUUGGUCCUUUUGAAAGCUAUCAUGGAUAGGCUAGAACCUAUUCAGAUCAGAGUCCAAGUUCUUCUGGACAGAAUUUGUUUUCUUUAUGUAUUUGGUAUUCUUCACACUGGGAUACCAAGUUUUUGUGUUGUUUACUGUUUUAAAUUGUUGGAGAAUGGAGCCACUGACCCUAUUUCACAUCAUUUAUUCCUUUCCCUUCCCAUCAGGAUGGUGUGGACCAUGAAUUAAAAUGACAACAGGAGGUAUGCUUCUCUGGUGCCAGACUGGUCCAGUUUCCAUUGCGCAAAGUGUUUCAUCUUGAGUAUGUAGAACCUGUGCACUGAGGAAAGUUAUAACUCAACUGACACUCAAAGCCAGUAUUGUAAGCUUGUAAACUUGUAAGCUAUAAAUGGCAGCCAGAAAUUUACUGCCAGAACUCCUGAGUGUCCUUUCUAUUUGUUUUUAGAUUUAACAAAAAGAUGUUAAGUUUGAAAUUGUAUUUUUAUUAAUUGUAUUAAAUUGUCAUUGGUCCAUUAUGAUUUCUUAGUGUUUUGUGUAACUAAGAUUGACUUCUAAAUAAACUGGUAAUUUAUAUAUCCAUGAUAAAGUUUGCUUCAAUGUAAGAAAAAGGAAAUGGAACGUUUGUAUACUUGGGACAGAAAUUGCCAGUAAUAUUCUGUCUUUGAUUGCAUGAUUGUAUGCUGUAAAAUAUUGGUUUACAUAAAGUAUUGUGCUAGUCUAACUAAUCAUACUACAGUACCUCAACCCCAACUUCAUAUUCUAAAAUCUCUUUUGCAUGAUGCAUGUAAUCUUACAGUAAUUAACUCUGAUCAUGCAUUUCUGUGAAAAUAUUAUGGUGUUGUAGCUCCAACAACAAAAUCUUCAUAUGGCCAGAUCAGGAUAUGAGAGAGAUAAAAAAAAAAGCAUGUACAUAGGAAACAAGCAAGGCCGUUUCUUCCUGUAAUGUUUUGAAAGAGCUUUAUAAUUACAAAUUCAUUGCAUUUUAUAUCAUGACAGAAAAAAAGUAAAAGAAAUUAUGGGUAGAAAUUCAUUUCUGGCGGUGCUGCAAAAUGGACAGAUGUAAGCAGCAUUUGAUAUUAAUUUCCAAAUUGCAAUCAAUGAAACUGAAUAUCAGCUUCUGCUUUUAACGGAUGGCUGAACCAAUACUGCUUGUUUUGCAUCAGUACCUGAGUCAAAUUUUUACCCCUAUCUGUUUUGCAUGUCUAUAAUUUUUGAGAUGGUAAUUCUGGUAUAAUUGAUAAAUACCAAGUUGCAAGUUUGGAAAUUGUAGACCAAAACUUAAUAUUUUUGUUCUUAUACAGAGAAGCUAUAUAUUUGAUCAAGGCUCACUUCCUGUUGACAGAUAUUGGCAAGCUAUGAUGAUAGUAGAUGAGGUGAUGCACAUUUGUAGCUUAAAAAAUAAGAGUUACCUAAAACAUCUCAAAUGCAGUAUGUUGUUGCUGCCAGCUAAUAUUUGCCAGUUUCCUUUGAAUUUUUAGAACUAGUAAGAGAAUUGGAUAAAUAUGCAGAAAUGUAUUACGAAAGUGCAGCAGAGAGUAUUUAAUAUGUCACACAGUUUACUAACAGAGGCAAUAUAUGUAAAUGAUGCCAAAUUUCAGUAUACUUGAAAUACCACUAUAUUCAACUUUCAUUUUGUACUGUUUGGGAUAAAUACUUUAAUCUGACUUGUAGAUAUCUUCAGGAGGAAUAUCUUGACCAGUCCAAACAGUGCAGAGAGCAAAUCACAUAAUCUAAAAUGAAUCAAAAAUUUACCUCAAAUGAAUUUGAACUCUGCUUUGACAUUUAAAUUGCUGUUUUAUUUAAUCUGUAAGUAAAUGCACCAUGUAUAUUGUAUUUUGGAGAACAUAAUAGAUUUAUUGUUAUUACAAUAAUUAAAAUUUCUGAUUUACCAUUA